GCGCGCGGGCGGCAGUGCGGCGCGCGGAGCUGGGAGCGCUCCUUCGCCACCCUCGCAGAGAGCCUCCGCGCCCCGCCCCCGCCGCAGACAUGGCCAGCGGGGGUCUGCAGCUCCUGGGGUUCGUGCUGGCCUUCCUGGGCUGGAUCGGCAUCAUCAUCAGCACGGCCAUGCCCCAGUGGAAGAUGGCAUCUUACGCGGGGGACAACAUCGUCACGGCCCAGGCGCUCUACGAGGGGCUGUGGAUGUCGUGUGCCAUGCAGAGCACGGGGCAGAUCCAGUGCAAGGUGUACGACUCGUUGCUGAAACUGGAGAGCAGCCUGCAGGCAACUCGAGCUUUGAUGGUGGCUGCAAUACUCCUGGGCCUUGUGGCUGUAUUUGUUUCUGUGACUGGCAUGAAAUGCAUGAAGUGCAUGGAAGAUGACCAGGUGAAGAAGAUGCGUAUGGCAGUCUUUGGUGGGGUGAUCUUCAUCGUUGCAGGUUUGGCAGCACUGGUGGCCACAUCAUGGUAUGGCAACAGAGUGGCUCGGGCCUUUUAUGACCCUUUCACCCCUGUCAACACCAGAUUUGAGUUUGGAUCAGCUCUCUUCAUAGGCUGGGCAGCUGCCUCUCUUGCCAUCCUUGGGGGAGCCUUCCUCUGUUGCUCCUGUCCACGGAGAGAAACUUCAUAUCCACCCACUCGAGGCUAUCCGAAAAACGCUCCCUCCACAGGGAAGGAUUAUGUAUAAUGAAACAAAGAGGAGGAGCCACCAGCACUGGUAGUGAAAGCAUUUUGAAGAGGACACUACAAUGCCACUGUCUUGAGCAGAGUUCAGACUCUAGGUUCUGCCUUCCUCUUCUCCUCCUCCCAAAAUGUGUAUAUUUUUGUAAUCCUCUUUGCUACUGGACAUAACUUCUCUUUUCUCUCCCAGCCCAUGGAGGAAGGCUAGCCUAGGUUUAUAGGUGUUGCCACUGAAAAGAUGAAGCCUCCAAGCUUGGGUUAAGUUUAGUAUUUGGGAGUAAAAGGGAAAAAUGAUACUGUGGUUUUUUUUUAGAUGGAUGUUGGUGCUUUUUUAGUUGUUUUUUUUAAAGGAAAAAGAAAAGGUAACAAAUUCAGUCCCAUAUCCCACCCAUUAAGUUAGAGCCCAGUGUGGUGUGUGUAGAAGUUAAAGGAACAUAAUUAUAUCUAUAAAGUGAUGAAACCAAUAGCUUAAGGGGAAACAUAAUUUUAAGGAGAAGACUUCAUAUGUAGGAAUGCUUGAAGAGAUCUAAAAUGCUCUUGUACUGUUUUAUUGGUGUCAUCUUCAGCACCCUCCUUUCUGUGCAGGUUGGCAUGACAAAAGGGUUAACAGUUAAAUUGCUGUGAUUUAAGUUGAAGCCCAUAACUGUCCAUGCACUGCUGCUGGCCAACAGAAGAUGCUGUGUUAAGGUGGCUUGGCUUAACCGUGUGUCAUUGCUCUUUGACAAGAUCUUGUGUGUUGAUUGUGUCUGACCAAAGGGCUACAGGGUUCUGUUUACAGAGGUUAGCAGACUCCCAAAGCAGCCACGGGUUUCCUUGGUGUCAGGGAAGAACUGAAGAAAAAUUAGUGCCUUCUGUUUUCACUGGUCUCUGGUGGGGCUGUUGGUGCUGUUCUUAGACACAGAGUGCUGCAAGUGAUUGUUUCUUCAUGUUUCCACCCUAGUACAUAACUGAGCUUGAAGCUUUAUCCCAUUGUGUGUGUUACAGGCCACCUUUUAAUAAACACUGUCCUCCUACCUUGAGUCUUUCGUGUUUGGGCUUAGUUACUGAUUUGGGUUUGCCGUAUGCAGCUUAGGUGUCCAACCCAAACUGAAUGCACUGCCACUCCCUGAUGGUUUCCCCAAGGAUGCCUCACAUGCUGCCAUUUCAUCCUGUCUUUUUCUUGCAAAUGCUUUCAGUGGUAUGAAAGCAAAUUCCAAGGAAACUACCCCAAAGAUUAUGGCAUUUUCUUUUCAUCCAAGCUCACCAAAGAGGAAGAAAACAGCAUUGUAAAGAUAGAGCCAUCCUUGCAUAAGUCAUCUUAAAAAGGCAGCUCAUAAAGCUUCCCACCCUUUCCUCUGAAGCACCCAGUCUCACUUGGGUGUUUGACUAAUACUGGCUGAGGUUGGAUGGACUGAAGUCUUGUAAUUCCUCAAAGGAUUGUACCAGUUCUCCAAAGCUCAACCUGGCUUUUUCUACAGGAGGUUGCUUCUGACAAGGAUUUGCAAUCGUGUAUGUAUUCAGAGGUGUCAGAUUGCUUGAUUUCCUUCUGCAGACAGGGAGAGCUUCUGGGGCUGAGCUGUAUAUAACCAUAGCAUGGUGGUUUGUAUAAGCCUUGUACCUCUGACCUGACUCUGCAACAUUAAUCAAAGUUACAAAAAAAAACCCAACCUCCAACCAGAACAUUUGCUUCAGGCUUGAUUUGAUGCUGACCUGUACUUGGAGCUGGAUCAUGUGGCUUCCACUUUUCCAUGGGGAAUUGCCUAUGCACAGCAGCUGCCUCAUGAGAGCUCUUAGGGGGUGGCAGUUCAGGUGACGUUAAAGAGCUGCUGGAGUCUGUGCUUUUGUUGUUAGCAUUAACUCUCAGUCAGGAAGCAGAAGCUUCUCUUGGGAAUUGUAUAAAAUGUUUAAACAAUUUCAAUAAAUGGACUUUUUUUUAAGGAAA
Pogoniulus pusillus (Red-fronted tinkerbird) is the source of this 2639-nucleotide messenger RNA. It is a transcript of the gene CLDN1, whose product is annotated as claudin 1. Gene Ontology annotation, biological process: cell adhesion; bicellular tight junction assembly. The record is from RefSeq and is a predicted model, not a curated record. Gene Ontology annotation, cellular component: plasma membrane; bicellular tight junction. Gene Ontology annotation, molecular function: structural molecule activity. The transcript is spliced from 4 exons. The coding region runs from base 90 to 725 and encodes 211 amino acids. Lineage: Eukaryota; Metazoa; Chordata; Aves; Piciformes; Lybiidae.